Sinocyclocheilus anshuiensis is the source of this 705-nucleotide messenger RNA. RefSeq lists its product as uncharacterized. Lineage: Eukaryota; Metazoa; Chordata; Actinopteri; Cypriniformes; Cyprinidae. Gene Ontology annotation, molecular function: GTP binding. The coding region runs from base 1 to 705 and encodes 234 amino acids. The record is from RefSeq and is a predicted model, not a curated record. The transcript is spliced from 4 exons.
AUGGAUCACAAUCCGUCCAUUGUUUUAUUUGGAAACUGUGCAGCAGUCCAGUUUCAACAUGACAAUAUUGUACUUGGAGAAAUACAACCAAAUAUUGAAAAUGUCGCAAUAUCCAAGUCUGUUCCUUUGCAGAUGAUGAUAUCAGGACGUCACGUCUCCGUGAUCAGCCUGAUUGGCUUACAUGAAACUGCACUUGACCUGCAUCCCCUCACUGCUCAACUACUGAAUGAAAAUGAAAUAAUUGCCUUCAUCUUUGUUGUGCGACUGGGCCAGUUAACAGAUGCUGAUAAGAUGGGUCUUGAGUGGCUUCAGAGAGUGUUUGGUGAUGAAGUUCUUCAGUUUGUGAUGAUUCUCUUCACCUAUGAGAGCCAGGAAGAGUCUGACUCUAUAAUAGAUGAUCUGAAGAAAAACUCUGCUCUGGAGCGGCUGAUUGAGAAAUGUGGUGGAAGAUAUCACACCUGCAGCAAGAGCACGAGCAACCAGUCAGAGAUAACAGACCUGAUGAACAGGAUUGAGCAACUGUUUAUUGACAAUAAACAGCAGUCCUACAGUGAGAUGUACAACACUGCAUUAAGAGAGAGAGAAGACCUGCAAAACAGGACAUGUCAAAGUCAACGCACAGUAACUGAAGAGAGCAUGGAAUACACCACAACACUAGAGACAGGAGAGAGACUUGAGAGAAAAGUGGAGAAGUGGAAAGAUUAA